GUUGCGAGCUAGCGUGUCAUGUAACCUUUCAGCUGUUAAAUCAAUCUCAUUUCUUGUCUUUGUUCUUUUUAUUCUACGUUUGACUAACUGUGACUGGGCAUGAACAUCUUCUUCCUUUAAUGAUUUGCAUACAAACGGGGUAUUAAGCAGUAUAACGGCAAAUUGAGGGAAACAGGUGUUAAACUGUGUGGUAAAGGCAAAAUUGUGCAUUAUGUUAAAUUGUGUAAUUUUCUGGUUCUGAACCCAUCAGAAAUAGUAGUUUCCUCACCAUUCUGUCCGCCUGAAACGCCACUGCUUAUGUAUUAAGGGCUAAAUGAUCCUGUAUCCUGACAACUACUCAGUGAGAUGUCCCUGAACAUGACACAAACAUGAAACCAUAAAUACCUAAUAUAACAAAAAAAAAAUAAAAAAAUGGAACAUCAGCCACCCAGGGUACCCAAAAGGCCCACAUCAGCACUAAGGUAUCGCCAGGUGCGUCCUGUAAAAUUGAUCUCAUGGCUCCGUCUUGUUGAAAAGUCCUAUCAUAUAAUAUGUUUUUAUUUUGGUUGUCCCUGAGAACCUGGUGUCAGUAUUAUUUGUGCAAGGAGUAAUGGUUGGUCUCAGAGCAAGUAAAGAAGCUGUCAUGUAUUGUGUGUUGUGUACUAUAUGGAAACUUAGAGGUGAUUGGUUGCAUACAUAUUGUACAUGAGGUGGGAGGUGGUGUGUCAAUAGGGCCAAAUUCAGUCUGGCUCAACCAUGCAAACAAGUUGAUGUUUAAUUGAGAUGUCAGGUUAAGUUCCCGUGGGUUCCAGUGCAUGCAGGGGUGAGUGGGAAUGAAAGGGCAGAUGAGUUGGCAAAGAGGGCUUUAAAGAAAGGAAGUAUAUGCAAAUUAGUAUCAGUAAAGCAGUCAAGUGUAUUAUUUGGGGAAAAAUCCACCAAAUGUGGCAAAAAAGGUCAGAGAAGAUAAAAGGAUACAUGUAUAUCGUGUCCAAGUUACCAAAGUAGUUUGAACAGGAGAGAGGAAACAGUGUUGACAAUUGAUCCAGUGUGCGCGAACCAAAACACUGAAAAUGCCAGACAGACUGGUGUGAGGGAUGUGGAGAACAGGGGUCAGUUGAAGGUGCUUGUCAGAUGCUAGGAUUUUAUAGGUCUAGAGUGUAAAACAUGGAGGAUAAAUAUAUAGGUUAACGUGGUAUGUAUGGUAUUUUAUUUUGUGUGUGUGAUUUGUUUUGUUUUGAUGGAAAGAUUGUAAGUAUCUUGUCUGAUCCACACUCCACGGAAAGUGGCGCUAAUGCACCGAUAAGCUGGACGCCAACCACCGUAAAACCAGAAGAAGAAGAAGAAGAAGAACAACAACAACGGUCAGUUAUCUCCAAAAUAAGAGAAGAGAAGCAGCAUAUCCAACAAUGUCACGACUGCUUUUACCAAAUGGUUUUUGUGUCAAAUGUACCCUACUAACAGCGCGCGGGCCUCCUUUGCUGACAUCGCGAGCCGGAGCGCGAGUCAAGCGUAAGCCGAGUGUAUUUGUUCAACAGCAAAUACGGUAUGUCGGAGGGUCAAACACAGCGUUUUUUAAAUACCGGUCAAAGUCCAGGAUUUGGAUAUGCGGGGUCGCUGUGGGGGUCGCUCUAGCUGUCGGACUGAAAUACCGCGAUGACACAGCCAACACUUCCUGUGAGGAUGAAGCAGAAGAAGCACAGAGGACUGGUCGAUACAGCGAUGCCAUAAAAGUUAGCUGGGAGCUUGUGGAGAGGGUAAAGACUGAGGUCGGGGCUCCUGGUCUGGUGGUUGGGGUCUCCGUGGAUGGUGCUGAAGUCUGGAGUGAAGGGAUCGGUUAUGCUGAUUUGGAGAAUCGCGUGCCGUGCAGCCCGGAAACGGUGAUGCGGAUCGCCAGCAUCAGUAAGCCCCUCACAUCUGCAGCUGCCGCACGACUGUGUGAGGAGGGGAAACUACAACUUGACGUGCCUGUCCAGAAAUACGUCCCAGAAUUUCCCCAGAAACAAUUUAGCGGAGAGGAUGUCACAAUAACCCCUCGUAUGAUUCUGUCCCACCUGAGUGGUAUACGGCAUUACGAGAAGGAUGCAAAGAAAGUGAAGGAGCACAAGGAGAAACCUAAGCGUCUCUUAAAGCCAGCGAAGAAGGAAGAUGAAAAGAGCUCACCUGAAAACAAAGAUAAACCUGCAACAGAACCAAACACCAAAGACAAAGAAGCCACUCAGGAGAAGAAAAAAGAGUUUGAGCACGAGGAAUACUACUUGAAGGACAACUUUGAAAGUGUCACUGAGGCCUUGGACCUCUUCAAGGACGACCUACUCAUUUUCAAACCGGGCACCACUUUUCUGUACUCCACCCACGCCUUUACCCUGCUAAGUGCUGCUGUGGAGCGAGCUGCUGGACAGCGCUUCCUGGAUGUCAUGACGAACAUGUUCCACGAGCUGGGAAUGCUGAAUACUGUGCCCGAUGAGAACGACCCUAUUAUUUACCACCGCUCCAGAUUCUAUCACCUCAACAAGAGAGGACGUGUCAUGAACUGCCCAUAUGUAGACAACUCCUACAAGUGGGCAGGAGGCGGCUUCCUCUCCACGGUGGGUGACCUGCUGCUGUUCGGUAACGCGCUGCUCUACAGCUACCAGGUGGCCCACCUGAAGGACACCGAGGGCUUUCUCCCUGGCUUUCUCAAACCCCAAACUGCCAUCGAUCUUUGGUCACCAGUUGACAGGACGGAGGCAAGCUGGGACAAGGACGGACUGUAUGCCCAAGGCUGGCUGGUAGUGGAGAAACUACAGAAAUACGGGCAGUGCAGGAAGCGAAGACACUAUGUGUCACACACAGGAAGCGCUGUGGGGGCGAGCAGCGUGCUCCUGGUGUUACCCAGUGAGGAGAUAGAUGAGAACCAAGGACGGACCCCUCUCCUCCCUCAGGGAGUGGUGGUCACCAUCAUCACUAACAUGCAGUCGGUUGGACUCAACAGCACAGCACUGAAAAUUGCACACGAGUUUGAUAAAGCCAGACGCCUGUAAGAGUCGGUUGUUUACAGAAGUGCGAGUUUCACAUUUUACUGAGAAGUAUUUCAGAUCAACCUUGAAAACCGUGACAUUUUGAUACAUCUAUUUGCGAAUUUAACUCCACUUACUUUCCAUUACAACCCUUGCAUACUGCCACUCGGUGGAAGCAAUUUACAGCAACUCGACACACAAAAAGAAGCCACUGACUUAUGGCAUCGGUUUGUCGGGUUAAUACAGAGGUUCAUGCAUCUCCACCUUUUUAAAAAGCUAAUACAACAGUGUUGUAAUAACUGUAAUUCUGCAUUUGAGAGAAAUAAAAACAUUUUAUAUACAAUGGAAAGAGGUUGGUUGCUUUUUAAAGACGCAUGGUACCCCUUCAAAGUCUCUACAUCCCAUGUAGUGACUUUUAGGGCCCACCCUGAACACGUAUAUCUUCUCAUAGCAACAUGACGUGCUUUGGGGAAAACUCUGCUGUGUGUUGACCUAAUACUGCACUUCUAUCAAUAAUCAAUAGGGUCACAUUUUUUUGUGUAUUCACUGCUGAGCCAACUUUUGAGUCUUAAAAUGUACUUCAACCACAAGUACAAUCCUGUCUUUGUAUUUAAAGGAACAAGAACCAUUCCAGAUGUUGAUGCCUGAAUGAGUUUGAUGCAGAGAUAGAUUGUUGAUGGUAAUUCAGAGAACAACUAAGCUGUUGGCAGUCCAAAUGUAGCUUUUUUUCUCCUACAGUUUGUUGUUGGCAGCUGUUUGACAAUACUUGGAAGUCCAUCAAAAUGGAAAGACGAACAGACUUUUGUCUAUCCAGUCCAACAAGUUUGAAUUGUCUCUUAACCUCGCGGAUUUGAUGCCACCAUUUUCAUUAUAAGACUCCUGGGAUCUCCUCUGCCCCUGUUUUUAGAUUUAUAGGACUGAUGAAUGGCUUGGGAUACGCUAAUUAUACAGACUCCCACGCACACAGUGUGUCGCUACGUUUGCUGCCUGUGUGUAGUCGUGCAUGUCCAGCUUUGUGAGAGCCAGUUUGAGUGUUAAAACUGCAGAGUAAAGACAAUUUUGAAAAGUGAGGUCAUCUUGACCAGUCCUGGCUGCUUCAAGGGGCAAUUAUGGUUUGGGGUUAAGAUCAAAUGUAGGAUUAGGUUAAGAAUAGGCUAACGUUUGAGGUUAGGAAUGAAGUGCUGAUGGUUAGAGGAUGGAAAAUGACUAGUCCAUCGUGUGUGUGUGUGUGUGUGUGUGCGCGCGCAGUAUCCCACCAGAAAUCACACAGUCAAAUCUUUCAGUAUGAGGGUUCAUUGCAUAUAUUAACACAAACUAAUAUUUAUUUAAUAGCAUAUUGAACAUAUUGAUUGAUACAGAGGGGUAUUUCAUAAUUCAAUAUUUCAAGUUCAAUAUUUAGAAUAAUAGUUCACAUAAUAUUACAAAGCCCAACUAUGCUUUGGACAUUUCAGGCAAAGCACAUAGAUUGAAAUGUGAUUUAAAAUGAGUAACACCAGCGCCAACUUAAUAGCUUUGUUAAAAAGGCUGCUGUGCAAGGCGUGAUUCAAUUCCCACCCACUCUCAGUUGUUGUUUGUGUGUAAAUGAAUUACACCUUUCUGUAGCAAACAGCAUGGACUCAAGAAAUCUCACGAUGUGUUUGUCAGCUCUUGACUUAAGUUAAAGGACAACUUCGGUGUUUUUCAACCUUGACUCUAUUUUCC
Messenger RNA from Anarrhichthys ocellatus (wolf-eel), 4676 nucleotides. It is a transcript of the gene lactb, whose product is annotated as lactamase, beta. NCBI's taxonomy places the organism in Eukaryota, Metazoa, Chordata, Actinopteri, Perciformes, Anarhichadidae. The transcript has 6 exons. Gene Ontology annotation, biological process: regulation of lipid metabolic process; proteolysis. Gene Ontology annotation, molecular function: peptidase activity. Bases 1386 to 2999 code for a protein of 537 amino acids. Gene Ontology annotation, cellular component: mitochondrion. The record is from RefSeq and is a predicted model, not a curated record.